Thunnus maccoyii (southern bluefin tuna) is the source of this 4425-nucleotide messenger RNA. RefSeq names its product tubulin tyrosine ligase-like family, member 11 (gene ttll11). The transcript is spliced from 10 exons. NCBI's taxonomy places the organism in Eukaryota, Metazoa, Chordata, Actinopteri, Scombriformes, Scombridae. The coding region runs from base 724 to 2958 and encodes 744 amino acids. Gene Ontology annotation, cellular component: cilium. Gene Ontology annotation, biological process: microtubule cytoskeleton organization; protein polyglutamylation. Gene Ontology annotation, molecular function: tubulin binding; tubulin-glutamic acid ligase activity. The record is from RefSeq and is a predicted model, not a curated record.
UAUAGUUAAUAAGCAAUAAGUCGAGAGGCAAAAAAAAAGACUUCUAAAAUUAGGAGUUAAGAGGAGCCCAAAGGCAGCAGCAGGGUUCAUAGCAGAUGGAGGCUGGACAAUCGACGGUUCUGCCUUCUGUUCAACAGCACAGAGACGAAAAAAACAUACACAGAGCAACGAGACGACCAUGGGCAUAAUCACACCGCCGGUGGCAGCUAUAAAAAAGUAGAUAACGGUGCCUGUCAGGUAAAGUCUGCCAUGAGUUAAAGCUAAUUUCGCCAACGGCACUCAGAACCAUAAUGUUAGCUUAGACGCUAAAUGAAGUUUGACAGGCUAACGUCAGGUUUAGCUCCAGUGUUGGCUACAAGCGCUGCCACUAGCAGCUAGGGCAGUCUAACGCCAGCUUGUGAGAGCCGCUAGCCUUUAUGAAGUUGCUCGUUGAAUUAUUGUGGCAGUUGGCUAAUGGCGUUAGCUAGCGUUAACGUUAGAUGUCAGCCGGUCGUAGCUAACCCGUAUAACGUUGAAGACUGAGAGCAUAUCUCCACCGUCUGCUCCCUCUCUCUGGAAAAUUACGCGACUGAAGGAAAUGGCUUUUACUGUUUAAUUAGCCUUUUGAGCUAGCAAUGCGUACUACAUUAUUUCAGAAUAACGUUAGCUUGCCGGCGUCGGAUUACUGUUCUCUGUGGUACAACUGUGCCCAGCCCAGCAGCGUAAGUUAUAGCAUUUCGCAUAAUGAGUGAUCAUUAUGUAAAAGUCAAGGUUCAACUCGAGCAAAUGAAAUCAUUUGGCGAGGAUGCGGAGAAGCAGGGUGUGGAUACUGACGAGCAGGAGGUGCCAGUGUCUUCUCCCCCUGCUUCUGUCUCACCAGACCCUCAAAGCAUCACCAUAGCAGGUAGAGAUGCGGCCAACACCUCCAUCACUUAUAAACAUAGGGGUAAAAGUCGCAGUAAGCCUGGAAAAGAUGACAAGAACUCUUGUGGGAAACAUAUGUCAGACCUGUCAUUGCACGGCUCUGUUUCUGGCCAUAUUGGGAAAAACUUGAAUAGGCUAGGGAAUGAACGGACGCUCCAUAUCAGAGGAACUGGAAAGAUACUGCAGGGCAGGUCGGAGACCAAUGGAAACUAUAUGACAAUCCAUCCAUCCAAAAACAUCCCAGAAACACGCCGUGAGGACGGAUUCAAACAUGCAAGGAAGAGAAGACCUGUGACGGUGGAUACCUCGAAAGCCAAAACCUCGUUGGAGGCACUGAAGUUGAGCAUCAAGCAGCUGCAGUGGAAAGAGUUUCCUCUGGGAAGACGAGCAGCCUGUGAUAUCUACUGGCAUGGUGUUUCCUUCCAUGACAAUGAAAAUAUUGUCUCAGGGCAGGUGAACAAGUUCCCAGGAAUGAUUGAAAUGCUGAGGAAGAUCAACCUGAGUCGCGCAAUGCGGACUAUGCAGGAGAUGUUCCCAGAAGAGUACGACUUCUAUCCCCGUUCCUGGAUCCUACCUGAGGAGUAUCAGCAGUUCGCCACACAGAUUCGCAUGGUGAAGGAGAACGAUCCUACACUGAAUCCCACCUUCAUUGUCAAGCCAGAUGGAGGCUCUCAGGGGGACGGCAUCUACCUCAUCCGUGACCCUACUGAUCUAAAACUCAUGGCGGGCUCACAGGCCAAACAAUCUGUAGUCCAGGAGUACAUCCACAAGCCGCUACUCAUUGACAAGCUCAAGUUCGAUAUCCGCCUCUACGUGCUGAUAAAGUCCAUGGAGCCAUUGGAGAUCUAUAUUGCCAAGGAAGGCCUGACACGCUUUUGCACCGAACCCUACCAGGAGCCAAGUCAGAAGAAUCUGAGCCACGUCUUCAUGCACCUUACAAACUACUCCCUCAACGUCCACAGUGGCAACUUUGUCCACUCAGACAGCCAGAGCACAGGCAGCAAGCGCACCCUCUCCAGUGUGCUGUACAGGCUGGCAGCUAAAGGUGUCGACAUCAAGAAAGUGUGGUCGGACAUAAUUGCUCUCGUCAUCAAGACUGUCAUCGCUGUGGUGCCUGAACUUAAAGUCUACUAUCAGGCUGAUAUACCUCCUGGUAAACCUGGACCUACAUGUUUCCAGAUAUUAGGUUUUGACAUCUUACUGAUGAAGAACCUGAAGCCAGUAUUACUAGAGGUCAACUCCAACCCUAGUAUGAGAAUAGAGCAUGAACAGGAGGUGACACCAGGAGUUUUUGAGUAUGUUCCCAGUCCAGUAGAUGAAGAGGUCAAAGUGGGUGUGAUCAGGGACACACUGCGCCUUAUGGACCCUGGUCACAAGAAACCCUCAAUUUCUCAACCAAAGGCUGGUGGCUUUGAACACGGGGAGGAGAUUCCCAUGGAGGCGGAGUCCCAAGACAGGAACCCGGAUGACGGAGGAGCUCUGCCCUCGCUGUGUCUGAAGCAGGUCUACCCCAAGUACACCAAACAGUUCAACUACCUGAGGCUGGUGGAGCGAAUCGCAGCUCUGUUCAUACGCUUCCUCGGGGUCAAGGGCAACAUGCGUCUGGGUCCCACCGCCUUCCGAACCUUCAUCAGGACCUGUAAACUGAGCAACAGUAACUUCACCAUGGCUUCAGUGGACAUCCUCUACAUAGACAUCACACGACGUUGGUCAGGAGCGAUGCCCGACUCUAGAGAAGCAGGUAUGGGACUACAAGCGUUCGUGGAAUCCUUUUUCUACCUGGCGGGUCGCAGGUUCAAAUCCCUGCCGCUGAGGGGACAGGCAGCGUCACUGCUGGAGCUGUGCGAGGCUCAGCUCGAGUCCCAGUCGGGCGUCGAAGACAGACGCUCCGUGAGCUGCAGCAGGGCGUUGCCGCGAGCCAUCAAGACUCAGACGCUCGGCCUCACCAACCCUCAGCUCUGUUCCCCGGCUCCCCUACGAAGGGCGGCCAGCCAGGACUACCGGCUGCAUCAAAGACUCAAGCCUCGCACUCUCAGGGCCAACGUGGAGAACUGACGAGAGAUAGGGCUCCAACUAGUCGUCCAACUCCCAAACACUACCUUUAGCCUCCUCCUGUAGAGCUGGGAAAUUAGGUGUCCAUCUCUCCUCUGCAGCUACAGCAAAGAGGGGAGGUGAUGGGAGGUGAGAGAAGAACUAGUUUGACUCCUGCUGGCUGACUUGCAGGAGGACAGUUCUCAGCCUGAUUGCUUUUUCCUCAGAGGAGGAAGUUGUCCACGGGGGGGGGAGGGGUUGGAACGGUAAUAGAGAAAGAAAUAUAAGGAGGUUGGUGCAUUUCUUCCUCUUCUUUCUGGUGUGAUCAUAUAUGACCAGUGUGGUCCAGUCAGGAAGAGGAUUAAAGGAUUGCUUUUAAUAUACUUACUGAUUCUACAGGGCAGCUAUUUGCUCCCCUUCACCUUUUGUCUGGCAACACUUAACACUGAAACCAACUUUCUUUUCAGGGAUAAUAUUAGAUACUCCGGCUUCACAUUCAACGCAUUUUACACGCAUCACACAUAAAUGGGUGUAAGGGAGUGUCCUUAGUAUGUAUAUUCUUGACUUUGCACAACAACUUUGCACAGAAAUGGAUGUGAGUGUGAGUGUGGACAUAUUGUGUGUGUUUGAGUGUGUGUAUGUACUCUACUGUACAUAUAUAUAUAUAUAUUUUUUUUUUGUGUUUAGCUCAAUGGUGAAAGCCAGUGGCUCAGCUGUGCAUCCCAGCUCCUAGAGCCCAUUAGCGAUGAGUUAAGUGAAUUCAAAGGGAAUAUUCAAAAGGAGAAAAGGUCACGUCGCCAUUUAUCCUCUUUCACUUCUGCAGCUAUUCCAGUCAGGCAGCCUCAGACCUCCAGCGAUGAAGUAAGAGAAAAAUGUUUCUAGGACAACUACCUUACAGCCACAAAACUGCCAUGAGGGAUUAAUUAUUUCCCCCCAAGUAAUUGCAUGGCACAGAAUUUCACAAUUUAGACCAAUGCAUUUUUUUUUUUCUUUUUCUAAAAUGACAAUUGUAAUAAAAUCUUAUAUCAUUGUGUGAUGUGGUUGCCAGUUACACAUAAAAUGACCACUGGUGGAUGCCAACCUGAAAGGUCGUAGAUCGUUACUGUAAUUUCAGCUUAUUUACACUACGGUUACUUACUGAACAAAAAAUGUUUGAAUUGUUUGUUCUCUCUGUUAGUUUUAUACCAAGAUUGUUAAAUUAACUUGUGACAUGCAGACCAAGAAUCAAACGUGAUGUGUUACACUUACUUACAAAAGAACACUGAAGCUUAUUUAACACCUGCAGCGUGGGCAGCUGUUUAAAUACAUACAGGGAACUAAACAUGUAAAAAAGAUCUCUGCUAUGCAUACUGUAGGACAAAAGUAUUUAUUACAGUAUGUAUCUGAAAACAUGAAGUAGAUUUAUAAGAUUAUUCACAGUGAUGGAUCAUAUGAAUGAAAUGUAUUGAUAGAACUGCAAAAAAUCAAAUAAAAUUAAUUUUGCUCUUUGAA